AUGGCGCAUAUGAAUGAACAGACAGACACGGAGAAACAGGGUGGUGAAACCUGGGCCGCAGCCCAGGCCGAAAGCCGGGCUCUGGAAGCAGCACUACAGAAUCCGGAGCAGCGUCGGCACUACCGUAUGCUGACUGGCGACCGGCCCACCGGUCGUCUGCACAUCGGCCAUUACUUCGGGUCCCUGCGCAACCGGGUGGCCCUGCAACAGCUGGGACUGGAAACUUUUAUCGUCAUUGCCGACUACCAGGUACUGACCGACCGCGAGCAGGGCGAACACAUUGCCGGCUUCACCCGCGAGUUGUGCCUGGAUUACCUGGCCGCCGGUCUGGAUCCGGAGAAUUACCCGGUCCACAUUUUUGUGCACAGCCAGGUGCCGGAGCUGAAUCAGCUCUUUGUUCCGUUCCUGAGCCUGGUCAGUCAGCGGGAACUGGAGCGCAAUCCCACCACGAAAGAUGAAUUGCAGCACUCUGCACUGGAACAGCUCACCGCCGCACUGCUGACCUACCCGGUGCAUCAGGCCGCAGAUAUUCUGUUCUGUCACGGCAAUGUGGUUCCGGUAGGCAAAGAUCAGCUGCCCCACAUUGAACUGACGCGCAGCAUCGCCCGGCGCUUCAACCAGCGCUACGGCUGCACAUAUUUUCCGCGCCCCGUUGGUCUCUUGAGCGACACCCCGGCCAUUAUGGGUCUGGACGGUUCGGCCAAGAUGAGCAAGAGCCGGGGCAACAGCAUAGAGCUGGCCGCCAGUGCCGACGAAGUGGCACGGAAUAUCCGGCGUGCCAGAACCGACAGCGAGCGCCUGCUCAGCUAUGAGCCCGAACGCAGGCCCGAAGUGGCCAAUCUGUUGCAGCUGGCCGCUUUAUGCAGUGACUGCCCGCCCGGGCAGCUGGCCCGGCAGCUGGGCACAGGAGGGGCCGGGGCCUUGAAGCGCCUCCUGACGGAACGGCUCAAUGCGCACCUGGAGCCGAUCCGUCAGCGCCGCCGCGAGCUGGAACAGCAUAUGGACUAUAUUGAUGAGGUGCUCGCGCGCGGCUGCACCAUCGCGCGUGAGCGGGCCGCGCAGACCAUGAAGGAAGUACACCAGCUGCUGGGAACCUAUGCCGUUUCCUGA
This is a messenger RNA of Saccostrea echinata, 1110 nucleotides long. RefSeq names its product tryptophan--tRNA ligase-like. The transcript has a single exon. The record is from RefSeq and is a predicted model, not a curated record. Lineage: Eukaryota; Metazoa; Mollusca; Bivalvia; Ostreida; Ostreidae. Gene Ontology annotation, biological process: tryptophanyl-tRNA aminoacylation. Gene Ontology annotation, molecular function: tryptophan-tRNA ligase activity; ATP binding. The coding region runs from base 1 to 1110 and encodes 369 amino acids.